AUGGCUCUGAAAUAUGUACUGGUGAUCUUCAUAAGUGUUCAUUUACAGCUAUUUACUACUGAAGGUAAUGUAAGCGUGAUAUGGGGCUUUAUUCGGUGGCGUAAUCGUCAGAACAACAAGCGCCUUUCACUUCUGAGAUCGUGGGUUUGAUGCUCAUUGUGGACUCGUGUAACACUCAUGCAUGUGAAAUGAGUCAACGCUCUACUGAAAGUCCUGGGUUUUCUCUCGGUAGUCCGGUUUCCUCCCACAGGGAAUGUUGACAGAUGGGUUGGGAUUAGCCCCUAACUGACCCCUCCACCGUAACUGUACUCCGUGAUCAGACAUGAGUCAUAAGGCAGCCUUACUGUCGAUGCAAUAUUGCAAUGGAAGUGUUAUAAAAUAUUGCAUGAAUGCAUUUCCUCAAGUUGAUCAAUUCAUACGAAUUCAAAUUUCUUUUUACUUCCUGUGCGUUUCCUAUUGGUCAAUCGGUUCUGAAACGAAAUCUAUCAAAUGAAUUGAUCAACUUGAGGAAAGGAAUUGGUGCAAUAUUUUAUCAACACUUCCAUUGCAUCGACAGUAAAACCCUUUACAUGUAACUCGAUCAGGUUGAGCUUGAAGUCUUAGCUGCAAGUAAGGAUGAUUAGCACCCCCUCCUACUUUCCUGUAUAUGGUGCUACACAUGGUAGUGAACUUCGAAUGUAUUGACAAUUUAUACUGUAUCAUGGAAGUGAUUGAUUUACUUCUACCAUAGCUGUGCAGGAGAUCUGGGAGAAAUGCAGCUUAUCUUGUGGCGGAGGUGUCCAAAGAAAGAAAGGAAUGAAAAAUGUGACCAGAAUGUGUAACCUCCUCAACUGUCCAGGUGAGAAUAGAGAUCUUGCUCUUUGCUUCUUUCAAAGUGUUGUCCCUCAACGUUGAGUUGUUCAGCAUGGUUCAUACAUGCAUUGGACUCCAAUGAUCGAGGUUCAGCAUGGUCCAUGCAUGCAUUGGACUCCAUAGAUAGAGUUAGUAAAAUGGUCAUCAAUAUUGGCUGUUUUAAAGUAAUUCGAUGUUGUAUAGAACUCACUGCUGAGUUAAGCAUGGUUGGAUCAUACAGAGGUAAGACAUGUUCUUGAAUGUGAGCUACUUUAAAGAGAUCUGAUCUUGUACAGGACUCACUGUUGAGUUAAACAUGGUUAGAUCAUGCAGAGGUAGUGUGAACGUAAACUACCUUAAAGUAAUCUGAUGCUGUACAUAACUCACUGAUGAGUUAAGCCAUAUAAUAGCAUAGUUGGAUAACAGAGAGGUAAUAGUGCAUGUUCUUGAAUGUGGGCUACCCUAAAGUGAUCUGAUGUUGUACAAAACUCACUGCUGAGUUAAGCAUGGUUAGAUCAUUUAAAGGUAGUACAUGUUCUGGAAUGUGUAGAGCUAUCUUAAAAUGAUCUGAGGUUAUACAGGACUCAUGCGAGUUGAGUCUGUUUUGAUGUGUAUUCGUGGUGGCUUGGCCUGUUGGUUUCUGCUUUUCACAGUUACACCUGAUAGUUUUUGUCAUUUAAGGUGACGCGGGGUGUUUAAGUGUACACUAUACAUUCGAUACGUUGAUGGAUGGCCGCGCGUACGACACUUCAAACAAUGCCAACCACGGGACAAUAGCUGGUACAGCGAAACUUGAAAACAACGGAAAGUUUGCCAAAUGUCUACACUUGCCAAAACACUCCAACGUCUCACUUGGAGCAAAAGGCUUUCACAAUCGACCAAGUUCUGCUAUUACUGUUGCAUUAUGGGUAAAGACGACGUCAUCAACUGGCAAACAUGAACUCUUUCAUACGUGCGCAUCGGAUGUAGCCAAUGGGAAAGCGCAAUUUCAUUUUGAAAUCAAUGAUGGGAAAGUUCGUUGGCUUCACAGAGAUCAUAUGGAAAGGACUGUGUUUAACGUUAUAUCAGGUAUUAAAAUCAUAUCGGGUAUUAAAAUCAUAUCAGGCUAGUGGUUCGUUCUUUCUUGUGUUUAUCACCUUACAAUGUCUCAAUUUUUCUCUAAUUAGAAUCAAGCGUUCCAACGGAUACCUGGACUCAUAUUGCAGGGACGUAUCGUACUUCCACAAGAGUGGCAAAAAUUUACAUCAACGGAGAAAAUGGAAAACUAAGUACUAAUUCACAGUUACAAAAAUUCGGUAAAAACGCAAGGGUGGACGCCCUCUCCCCUGACUGGGGUUGUGCUAACAUUGGAGACUAUAGGAACGAGCGACCGUUAGAUGGAUACAUAGAUGACUUCUUUAUAUUUAAAUGUGAACUUAUGGCUGUUGAAAUUACGGAUCUGUACCAGAGUGGAUCAUUUAAAAGACAUGGAAUACCUGUGCCUUAA
Messenger RNA from Paramuricea clavata, 2317 nucleotides. The record is from the annotation of a GenBank genome assembly. Lineage: Eukaryota; Metazoa; Cnidaria; Anthozoa; Malacalcyonacea; Plexauridae.